Messenger RNA from Leptidea sinapis, 3834 nucleotides. Its product is annotated as alpha-mannosidase 2-like. Gene Ontology annotation, molecular function: alpha-mannosidase activity; carbohydrate binding. The record is from RefSeq and is a predicted model, not a curated record. The coding region runs from base 1 to 3834 and encodes 1277 amino acids. Gene Ontology annotation, cellular component: Golgi membrane. The transcript is spliced from 5 exons. Gene Ontology annotation, biological process: protein deglycosylation; mannose metabolic process; N-glycan processing. Lineage: Eukaryota; Metazoa; Arthropoda; Insecta; Lepidoptera; Pieridae.
AUGACUCACAAUAUAUUUAUUUUAGCGUUACGAAAAAUAGUACGAGGUCAAUCUAAAAUGAUCCAGAAGCCGUUCAGUGAAGGUGUUAGUAUAUUAAAAAAUAAUUCAAUUUUGUCGCAAAAUAGUAUGAAGGAAAUUCUAAUGUUUCCUGAUCUAACUGCAGCGAAGACCAUGUACCAUAAUAAGCUACGUCCCAAAAUCUCCACAAUUUAUUCAUCGCUGGAAACAGGACGAAGUAAAACUGCAUAUGCACCAAUGAGACGACAAGAUUACCUUAGGGACAAUCGGCUCGCCAGAGAUGCUCUCCCUAAUAUCACAUUGGAUGAAAUUGCUGCCAAUAAACAAAACGUUUUAUUUGAUUCUAUACCUGAAUAUACAAAGAAUAUUUCUCUGUCGGAGGAAGCAAUUGAAAUAGUUAACCAUAUACCAACUUCAAAUUUUUUUCCACCAGUUGUAAAACAUUCGGAAAAAAUUGAAAAUGAGAUGCACAUUGAUGUAAUUCCAGAAGAUGUUCCACAAAUCUCGGUAGUCAAAAUUGAACAUGGCUUACCUCUUAAAGUGGGUAAAAAUACAUCUAAAACUUCUGACAUACUAAACCCGAUCAGUGAUGCAGGAGCAGUAAAUCCAGUAUUUCUAAUAGAGCAAAUCACACUAACUCAAGCACAAACAACAAUAUUAAGUAACAAUGCAUCUUCUGUACCAUAUAUUUGUACGCAUCUAGGACAAGCAGAAGCUAGCAUUGAUGUUCAAGAAAAAUAUAAUAAUCUUGAUAUUCAGCCCCCAUGGGUUUCUAAAACAGCUUAUUGGAACCAGGCAUACGAAGAUCGAUACGAGUCUCUUAUGAGAAAUCCCAACUGGCCACCUUUACAUGUCAUUCUUGUGCCUACAACACAUGUUUUUUCUAUUUGGAAGAAAACAUUUGAAGUAAAUCAUAAUGAAACAGUUCGGAAAAUUAUAAUGAACGUAAUCAAGAAACUCCAAUUUUAUCCAAAUCUCACAUUUACAUGGAAUGAAGUAUCACAUUUAAGCUAUUGGUGGAAAAGUACAAAUCAAAAAAACCGUAUGAGUCUACGUCGUUUACUUAGAGAAGGAAGAUUAGAACUUUCUACUGGUUGUUGGGUCCAAACAGAUGAAGCAACGUCAAGUUUAUUUGGAAUUUUGCACCAGUUUAUUGAAGGUCAUCAAUGGUUGCAUUUCAAUUUAAAUUAUAAACCAAAAUUGGGUUGGCUCACUAGUAGUUUUACACAUAGUCCAACAAUAGUAUACAUUCUCUCCGCUUUGAAUAUUAAUAAUCUAGUGUUAACAAAUUUACACUACUCCUUAGAAGAAGAUCUUGCUGAAUUCCAACAUAGUGAUUUUAUUUGGACACAGAGCUGGGAUAAAGACAAAACAAGUGAAACUCAACUUAAUCACGAUUUAAAAAAGAUGGAUGCACAGAGAUUUCCAAAACACGCUGUGUUAACUCACUACCUUCAAUAUAAUUCAGACGAUUUUCGAGCAUGUGGCCCUCAACACGAUAUUUGCAGUCAAAACUACGACUUCGCACAUAAAAACUUGGAUAUCAACGAUUAUAAUGUAAAAGAAAAAUCUGAAAUUUUACUUGAACAAUAUUCUAAGACUGGUAGCAUCUCUCGUCAUAAUACUAUUAUUGUACCUAUUGGUGCUACAUACCGCUAUGAUGAUCCGACAGAAUUCGAUUAUCAAUACAGUAAUUACAUAAAAAUUACUAAUUUUAUAAACAGUAAUCAUAAACUUUAUAAGGCUACCGCAAAAUUUGGUGUACCGAGUGACUAUUUUAAGAUUAUAAUGAAAAAUUAUAAAACAUACCCGACCGUUAAGGGAGAUUUCCUUAACUUUGCUGAUAUACAUAAAGGUACUCCGGCUUAUUGGACGGGAUAUUUUACAAAUAGACCACAACUGAAAAUUUUGCUAAGACGAUUAGAAGGCGCCGUACGAACAUCUGAAGUAUUAUUUUCUUUUGCAUCAAGUUUGGACUCGUUUAAGAAUAAUAAUGAAUCGUCAUCAAAUUUAAUUAAAUAUUUAACUAACGUUAGAGAAAUAUUAGCCAGACUUCAAGAUCGUAAUGUUGUUAGUGGUACUCUAACUGCUAAAGCAAAGAAAUAUGUGCUAAAUCUAAUUUUGAAGGCAACCAAAGAAUGUUGGUAUAUUCAAGAAACUGCAGCCAGUCUUCUUACUAGCAAACCUGGGCAUAAUGGAAAAUAUCUUCAUAAAUAUAUUUUUAGACAAGGGGAAUUUAUUUCCUCUUUUAAGACGAUUAUGCCUGGAGAUCAACUAUACGUUUUCAACUCCUUAAGUCAUGAACACACGGGUGUCAUUGAAUUUACCUCAAGAAACCCUAACUUACGAGUCAUAGACCAUAACAAAAAAGAUCUUAUAAUCCAAAUAGAACCAAAAUGGAGCUACACCGGUGAUAAAUUGAUAACAAUUUCACGACAAUUUUUUAAAAUUAUAUUUGCAGUUACUAUACCACCAAUGACGUUUGAACUUUUUAAGGUUAUGGAAACUUAUGACACGCCUUUCGCUGCCACUGUAUUCUGUGGAGGAUGUAUCAUAGAUGCUUUUCAUGGAGAUUACACUUUCCCAUUUAAUAUUCAGCCGAUUAAACAAGGUGAUAUUCAACUUGAAAAUUACAAGUUACGUCUUAUGUUUGAUGAAUUUACAGGCUUAUUAAAAACAGUUGUAGAAAAGGAAACAAAUUAUGAAAAAUAUGUAGUGAUUAAUUUCGGCGCAUUUAAAAGUUCUAGUAGCCAGUCAGGUAUGUUUUUGUUUAAAACAAAUAGUAGCCAACCACUGGAAGAUAUUUUGAAGCCAUAUAGAGCCGGUGUUAGAUCGAAAACAAUAUUAAUUAUUUCCGGUCAAGUAACUACAGAGUUUAAUUCCAUUUACGAUAAUCUAUUGAAGCACUCAGUCAAAAUAUAUAAUAUGUUGAAUAAUUCAUUAGCAAACGUGAUAAGAGUGGAAAACAAAGUAGAUUACGAUGUAUCGCCAAAACAUAGGGAGUUAGAAAUGUUUAUGUCGGUGCAGACAAUUAUAGGAAACGGCAACCCUCCUGAAAUAUUUAUAGACAACAAUGGAUUUGAAUAUACUUCUAGGCUUCUGAAUAUAAGUCGGUCAUUAGAAUCCAAUAUGUAUCCAAUGACCAGCAUCGCAUUUAUACAAGAUAGUACAUGCAGACUUACUAUAAUAACAGAUCAUGCACAGGGAGUAACUGCAUUGGAAGAAGGCCAACUACUCAUUAUGCUGGAUAGGCGUGUACUAUACAACGAUGGACGCGGUGUCAGUGAGGGAUUAGCCGACAGUGGUGUUACAACACAUACAAAUUACAUUCUGUUAGAAAAUUUCAAACCAACUGAAUACUUUGACAGUAUGGCGUCGAAGGCUAUUGUUGAACUACCGAGUUUGUUGGCAAUUCGUUUGGCGAAUUCGUUGAAUUAUCCGUUUGACCUCUUCUACGUGGAUAAGGAAUCCUCAAACUUAUGUUACUAUCAGUUUUUACCGUUAGUUAAUACUUUCUUUCCGUGUGACAUAUUUGUAAUAAACUUUCGAUCGAUACUAAUUAAAAAAUAUUCAAAGAAGGUUUCGAAUGCGGCUCUAAUGAUACUGCAUAGACAAUGUUUUUCGUGUCGUUUGGAUUAUUAUGCAGUUCUUCAUUGUGGUGGAGAAAGAAGUUUUGAUAUUCGUAAACUAUUUCGACAAGGAAUAACAGCAUAUCACACCAAUUUAGCAGGCACAAGGGAAGGAUCAAUGGUUUCUCAUAUAAAUUAUACUAAUCUACCUGUUAUGGAAUUAAUGUCUGUUUUAAUUAAUUUUUAA